UGGGAGCUGCUCCUUAGAACAGGACAGUCAGUGUGGGUACAGCAGACUGCAGAGCAUCCUCCACUCAUACAACCAGGAGCUGGCAGGACAGUGGGUACAGACACUUACAGACUGCAGAGCAUCCUCCACUCACAUAACCAGGAGCUGGCAGGACAGUGGGUACAGACACUUACAGACUGCAGAACAUCUUCCACUCACAUAACCAGGAGCUGGCAGGACAGUGGGUACAGCAGGCACUUACAGACUGCAGAGCAGUGGCAGACACUUGCAGAGCAGCCUCCUCUCCACUCUCUCUGCAGCCAGGGGUAUCUGUGGCGCUGCACUUUCCAUCUCUUCUUCCCCCUGUUCCAGUGUGUUUGUACUAUUUCCUGGAAAACAUGCGUCUGAUCCAGAAUAUGUGCACUAUAUCUGAAUGCCCAACUGGCACCGACUCUGCAGGCACAAGCAAUGGCACUGGCAGCAGCAGGGUCAUAAAGAUCGCUGUGGUUGGAGGCAGUGGCGUAGGCAAGACAGCGCUGGUGGUCAGAUUUCUCACCAAACGAUUUAUUGGCGACUAUGAAAGGAAUGCAGGAAACUUGUACAGCAGACAAGUCCAAAUAGAUGGAAUGAAUCUCGCCAUCCAAGUGCAGGACACUCCAGGUGUACAGAUACAGGAACAGAGUCUGGAGUGCAAUGAGCAACUUAACAGAUCUAUCAGAUGGGCAGAUGCUGUGGUCAUCGUCUUCUCCAUCACAGACUGUAAGAGCUAUGAGCUUAUUAACCACCUCCACCAGCACGUGCGCCACCUACAUCCUGACAACCGAGUUCCUGUUGUUAUUGUGGCCAAUAAAGCCGACCUCUUACACCUCAAGCAGGUAGAGCCGCAGCAUGGACUUCAGCUGGCCAAUAUGUUGGGCUGCACUUUCUACGAAGUGAGUGUCAGCGAGAACUAUAUUGAUGUGUACAACGCGUUUCAGAUACUAUGUAAGGAAAUCAGCAAGCACCAGACGGCAAGCACACCCGAAAAGAGGAAAAACUCUCUCAUCCCACGGCCAAAGUCUCCGAACAUGCAGGACCUGAAAAGACGAUUUAAGCAGGUCCUGUCCGCCAAAGUGAGGACUGCUACAUCUGUUUGAGUUUGAGGAACGUUCUUGAUAGCUGUUCUUUUUGGUCUUCCUAACAGGAGAGUUUCAGAGGUUGCUGACCUGGAUUAACUUUGACAUUACUGGCUCAGGGGCAGCACAGGAAUGAGAGGAGAGGUUUUGAGGAAUCGUGUUGUGCGAUAAAGAGGAGUAAUGUUGGAUGAUGGUGUAAGUGACAAAGAAACGUCACAGAUAGGGCUUCAGAAAAGUGAUCAGUGGCACUGGCUUGGUCACACGAAAUACCAGAGAAAAGUCAUGGACAAUAUGUGGACUCAUACAUGGGAUUCACAAUGUUACUGUUGUGUUAAGACUUGGUAUAAAUGUGGAAAUUAUUUCUGAAGUAGCAAAACAUCCCCAUGUGUUUAUUACAUUUUUGCCACAGUGUAAAUCUUACCUUAUAACUGUAUUUCUAUACCCAACAAAGUGCUGUUUAUCAAUAGACGGAUGUCGCAAUGUUCCUCUGUGUGUGUGCACAGACACUCAGUGAUAAUAUUGGAGAUGAUAGUUGUGGAUGUGGCUCAUAAUAUGCCUCAUAGAACCUUAGAGUCGUCAGCCCAGUCUAUCAUAAAGCAUUGUGUAAAUGUGCUUUGUAUCUGCACUUUUCUUCCCUGUGGUAAACUUAAUAAUGUUUUAUGGGCUUAGCCCUGCAGACACUAAGGGGCGCUGUUUUCAUGUAUGAUUUCACUACAAGAGACACACAGCUGAUGGGCAAGUGUCCAUGUCUCUAUUACUUUAAGCCAAUGAAGAUCCAAAUAAAGGCUAAUAUUUUUUAUGAAUUGCACUUUAAAAGCCACUUGCGCUUUUGCUUUGUAAAUUGUAACUUAUUUAUUUUUGUGUACAAUAAAAUGCCUACGGGGCUAACUUUUUAAGCAAA
This is a messenger RNA of Pseudophryne corroboree (corroboree frog), 1995 nucleotides long. It is a transcript of the gene RASL11B, whose product is annotated as RAS like family 11 member B. Gene Ontology annotation, molecular function: GTP binding; GTPase activity. The transcript has 4 exons. The record is from RefSeq and is a predicted model, not a curated record. The coding region runs from base 378 to 1115 and encodes 245 amino acids. Lineage: Eukaryota; Metazoa; Chordata; Amphibia; Anura; Myobatrachidae.